AUGAGCGCCUCAGCAAGUGUCGCUCGUCGGGCGGUGAUUGCGAACCCUUUUCUGGGCAACGCGCGUGCGCUGUCCAGUCUCGGUGUUUCGCCAGCUGUGCUCGGCCGAAACGCAAGACACCUGCCUCGUCGAACAAACGCCCUCGCCCUUCUUAUCCCCGUCCGCCAUCUGAGUACCGAGCACCACAAUCACGGCCAGCCUUCCGGUCCGCCGCCGGGCUUCAAUGUUGAAGAGGCUAAGAAGCCUCUUCCCAAGGAGAGCACUUCGGCAGCCAAGACCGAAUCCAAGGCGACAAAAGAUGCGGCUCAAUCUGGAUCCAAGGCAGCCUCGGAGAAGUCCGCCACCGACAAGGCCGACUCAGACGCUUCAUUGACCGAACUUGCUGCCGCGAAGAAUGCUGCUGCAGAGAGCAAAGAAGGCGCAAAGGAGGACAAGAAAUUGACCGUUUGGCAAAAGGUCAAGAAGGAGGUUCACCACUACUGGGAUGGAACGAAGCUGCUUGCCGCCGAGGUCAAGAUCAGUACCCGCCUUGCCUUGAAGAUGGCUGCCGGAUACGAACUCAGUCGCAGAGAGAACAGACAGCUUCGCCGUACCGUCCAGGAUCUCGGUCGCUUGGUGCCAUUCUCCGUCUUCGUCAUCGUCCCCUUCGCCGAGCUUUUGCUCCCUGUCGCACUGCGAUUGUUCCCCAACCUGCUGCCCAGCACGUACGAGGGUCAAAAGUCCAAGGACGCUAAGGCCAACACGCUUAGAGCGACACGCAAGGAGGUCAGCGAAUUCCUCCGUUCCAGUCUUAAGGAGACUGGCCUGCCCUUGACUCCGGCAACCACCCAGAGUGAGGCAUUUACCACGUUCUUCAGGAAGCUCCGCUCUUCCGGCGAGCAGCCGACUCACGAAGAUGUCAUCAAGGUCUGCAAGAUCUUCAAGGAUGACAUUACCCUUGACAACCUCUCAAGACCCCAGCUGGUCUCCAUGUGCAGAUACAUGAACUUGAACACGUUUGGUACGGACAACAUGCUCCGGUAUCAGAUCCGCCACAGAAUGCGCCAGAUCAAGAGAGACGACAGACAGAUCAGCUAUGAGGGUGUUGACAGCCUGUCAGUGUCCGAGCUGCAGAUGGCGUGCGCUAGCCGUGGUAUUCGUACGCACAGUGUCUCCCCCGCGAGAAUGCGUGAGUACCUUCAGCAGUGGCUCGACUUGAGAUUGAAGGACGGUGUUCCUUCGACUCUGUUGGUUCUGAGCAAUGCCUACAUGUAUGGCCAGGUUCCCGCCCACAGCCAGGUUGAGGCGCUUGUUGGUGUCCUCUCUUCCAUCCCCGAUGAGCUUUUCCAUGAGAUCUCUCUUGAGGUGCUCACUGCCGAGGGUGCUGCUACCAACAAGCAGCGUCUCGAGGUUCUCAAGGAGCAGCAGGAGCUCAUUGAGGAAGAGAACAGUCAGAACGAAGAAAACGCCAGCACUGGUUUCGCUACUCCCCGUGACGUUGAUAACAUCGAUGAGAAGGAGGACAGCAACCAAUCUGCUGAUGCUCAGGCGGCUAGCUCAAGUCAGGCCCAGGAGGCCAAGGAUGCAGAGCAGGAGAUGCUGGUGGCGAGGGAUCAGAAUGCACAGAAUGAGAAGAAGGCGGAGAAGAGCGACAAAUAG
Molecule: messenger RNA, 1638 nt
Organism: Colletotrichum truncatum
Lineage: Eukaryota; Fungi; Ascomycota; Sordariomycetes; Glomerellales; Glomerellaceae
Product: mrs7 family protein
Biological process (GO): intracellular monoatomic cation homeostasis
Cellular component (GO): mitochondrial inner membrane
Molecular function (GO): ribosome binding
Source: RefSeq, a predicted model, not a curated record